This is a messenger RNA of Cinara cedri, 12063 nucleotides long. NCBI's taxonomy places the organism in Eukaryota, Metazoa, Arthropoda, Insecta, Hemiptera, Aphididae. The record is from the annotation of a GenBank genome assembly.
AUGCCUAGCAAAAAGAGAAAGUACAACGCUCGUUUUCCUGCUGUAAGUACCAAGUACCAAAUUGGUAAGUUUGUAAUUGUGAUAUACUUGGUUCUGGGUAAUCAUUUACAUAGAUUUUAAAUUGUGUUGCCUAAUACUUAUUGGUCUACACGAUAAACACAUUAUUUUUGGUUCCUAUCAUAUUCAAACUUGAUUACUGUUAUUUUUCUAACAUCAAAUAAGCUACCCCACUAAUCAUAUUAAUAUUAGAUAUAAAUGCGUUAUUUGUUUGGAUUGUUGGAUGUUUGGUAUCCAUUCACAUCAAAACUACUGAACAGAUUGAGCUGUAACUUUGCAUAUAUGUAGUUAUGUACCAAAAAUAUGGUUACUCAUUAAUAGGCUACUUCCCCCCCCCCGCGGAGUGUGCCCCAUGGAAAUACCUCGAAACAAUAUUCUUAAUUCUACCACCAGUUAUGCAUUGACAAUUGAUAUGUAAGCGUCACUGAUAUAUUAUACAUUUUAGUUACUUAAUUAUUUGUUUUCUUUUAAUAUGAAAUAUUUUUUGUUUUUGUUACUAUCUUUUAAUUUCCUAAUAUUCAUAUAGUUUAAUUUAUAUUUGAAUAAACUAUUUGUACGUAUUAUUUUGUUUACAAUUACACUGGACUAUCAUAUAUCGCUUAUGAUAGUGAUGUCUAACUACAGCCCGUGGGCUAAAUGUGGUUCACUAAAGUAUUAAAUUCAAAUUGAAAAAAAAAAUAAUAACUUCUAAUUUUCAAAAUAACACUCACAUUAAAAAAAAAAAAUAUAUGUUUAACACUGUAUAUUUGUUUCUUAUUUGCAACAAUCAUUACCUACAUAAUAAAUAAUUCAAUUUAUAACUUUAUAUUAAGAUGUACUUUCAAUAAAAUAUAAUAUAUCCAAUAUAUUAUUAAAAUGUGAGGUAAUUACUUGGGAUUGUUAUAUCUGAUACACUACUGAUUUUAGUGAUUUCUGUUAAAAACACAAGUGUUCGGUGUAUAGAUGAGCCAUCUAAUGAGAAAAAAUUGAAAGAUUAAAUAUUUAUUAGUUACUAACUAUUCUGUGUAGUUACAUAGUGGUGUACAUUAUAUAUUAUAUAAUCUAAAGUUUUAUUAUCAUAGUUACCUACAUACUUGUUUGUAGCAUAAACUAAAGUAUUUACCAAUUUUGAGUAAAAAAAUAAGGUGAGAUAUCUAUUUUAAUUGAAAUAAAACCAUCAUUGUAAUUGAGUGAUUUAAUAAAAAAUAUGUUUGGGAUAUUAUUUUGAAUUUUUGAAAACAUGUCUAUAUUUUCACAAUGUGCUAUUCUUGCACCUUAAAGUGAACAUUGUGAUGAAAUAAACAAAAAGUUGUUAAUAUGUUGCAAGAGCAAGAAAAAACUUAUCUAAAUUUAAACACAGUGUCAGAAGACUGACCAUUUUCAAUUUCUUAUAGAAUUUCUAGAUAGUUUACAUUUAAGUGACUUGCCUCUUCGCAGUUUGACACUAAAAUAAGAUACUAUUAUUAUAAGAAAUUUAAAUGCAGUGUCCAGUCUAAUAAAUGGUAAGAGAUUUAUUAUAUAAAGUAUGUGCAAAAAUUCUUUAAAUAACCAGAGUAUUUUUUAUCUAGAAUUGAUUUAACCAUGUUAGAUUCUACACUUCUCUUUUCAUUGAUGAGAUAUCAAUUUCCAAUAAGAAUAGCAUUUUUUAUGACAAUAAACAGAGCUCAGAACCAAUAGUUGAAUAAAGUAGGGUUGUAUUUACCCCAACCUGUAUUUAGUCAUGGUCAACUAUAUGUUGCAAUGUCCCAAGUUAGAUCAUUUGAAAAAUUGAAAAUACAAAUAAUACCAAUCAACAAUAUACAUACAAAAAUAUAAUGAAUGUAGUUCAUAAGGAAAUACUAUCAUUUUAAUUAUUUAUGUGAGUACAUACACUUUUUGAUAUCUUCAUUCAUUUAACUUUUUAAAAUAUUUUUUUUUUCUUAAUACCGAUAGCGACGGGUAAUUCAGCUAAUAGUAUAUCAACCUAAAAGAAAAAGUUUAAAUUCUUGGCCUACCAAGAAUUAUAUUUUUAUGGCUAUGUAAAAAUGGUUGGUCACCACUGGCUAAUAACAUUAAUGAUCUACAUAUAUAUAGAUUGCAAAAAUUAUGGUAGAUAGCUUAUAAUACAAGUACCUAUAUUUUUACAUUUACUUUGAAUUUGUCAUUUGUAAUUUAAGCAAUUUAAUUUUAUGAGUUAACUGGAAAAUUCUUAAAAAUACUUAUUUAUUACUUAACACCAUAGAAUUUAAAAAAUUUCAAAUUAAAUUAUAGAUUAUUUUUUAUAAAUAAAAAGUUUUAUUAUUACAAUUUCAUAUACUUAUACUACAUUAUAAUAUAUAUAUAUAAAAAAAAGAAAGUAGCAAACUUACUGCUCAUGAGUAGGCCAUUGUUGUUAGUAGGAAGGUAGGAUAUGGCGAUUUAGUGUAUGUAUACAAAUAACGAUUCUGUGCAAAGUUCAGUUAUAUAUUUUUUAAUAAAUUUAAAUUAAAAAUUGUAUUAACUUGUAACUACAAAAUAAUUUACAAUUUUCUAUUUUUGGUUUUGAAAUAUUAAUGGUACUUUGGUAUAUCACAAAUGACUGUACUGCUAUCUCUAACAUUAAACAAACUUGCAACUCAUCUAAAAACAAUUCACCUUUUACUCAAAUCAUUUUGUUUAUAGCCUAGCUUCUAAGUAAAUUCAAGGAAAUCUAACAAGACACACAAGGAACUAGUGUAGAGGGACCUAUGUUUUUCUUAAGAAGUUCCUUUUAGGGGUGUUAUCAAUGGACGGCUAUCUUGAUCCUGCUCUCUUACCAAAACUUUUAUUAAAUUUGAUUAUUGGAAUACUUAAUUUACAGAUUGUAUGUGUUUGUUUAUAAUAAGACAAAUUAAAAAUAUAUGUAUACAUAAUAACUAGAGAUGUGACUGAAAAUUACAAAUAAUCGAAUCGAACCAAAUACCGAAAAUCACUUGAUGCCAAUUUUGCGUUAAUUGUGAUGUUCUGUGAUGGGACAGAGGGGCCUUAUUACGAAGAAAAAUAGAAUUUUUGUUUUUCGCACUAGUGGUUUGGGUUUGAAUAAAAAUGUGUAGAUUCGGUUCGGGUUUGUUAAUCUUAAGGAAAGUUGGGUUCAGUUUGGUACGAAUUUUGAUUUUAAAAAUCAGGGUUCGUAAAGUCUGUAAUAACAAACUUAUCUUGAAUUUUUUUUUUGGCGUCUGACAGAAACUGAUGAAUCUUAUAUAAUAUUUUCAAACAUUUAUCAAGUAUUUUAAUAUAUUUAUCCAUAUAACCACUCUCACCCUUUACAAAAAAAACAACUAAAAACCGAAGAUAUUUUCUAAAAGUUUAUCAUAUAUAAAAAAUAUAAAUAUAAGUAAUCAGUGAAUAUUGUGUGUUUCUAAAAUUAAUUCUCAUUGAAUUGCAAAAAAAAAUAAUAUUAUUUUAACACACUCAGAGUGUCUCAGGUUGAAGGACAUUUUGAGAGUUUUCUCUCAUUAUAAAGAAAAAAUGAGAAAAAUAAUCUCUUCAAUAAACUACCAAGAAAAAACUUACUACCAGGAAUCAACUUUGAUGUUAAUUAUUGGAGCAAGUCUUCUGGUCAACAACUAGUAAAAUCAAUGGUCAAACUAAUAUAUUUCUCUCUUCACCCAGAAUCUAAAAUUAGACUCAAAUGUAGAGAUAAUUAUACUCUAUUAUGAUUAUUAUGGAUACUUAUUUUUUGUGUUAUUAAUUAUUUUUUUUUACCUUUUAGGGAAGAAUUAAAAAAAUUAUGAGGAUUGAUGAUGAAAUUGGAAAAGUUGCAUUGCCGGUUCCAGUUAUGAUUUAUAUCCUUUUUAAAUACUAAUUUAUUACUGAAUAAUAUAUAAAUAGGUAUUUAAUUGUUUUGUAUAAAAAAAAUACAAAAAUAAUAAUAUAAUUUUUUUUUAAACAUUUUUGAAGUAAUAAAAUGAAAUAAUUAUAAUAAACUGUGUAUAAUUUUAGAUAAUAAUAACUAAUGUGUAACAUGCAUCAUAUUUAAAUUGAAAAAAAUUAAAUUUGUUUUAACCAGAAUUUACACCAGGAGUUUAAUUUUGUGAAGAAGUAUUACGUAAUUUUGGCUAUAGUUUAUUAUCAAUAAUAUAGAAUAAAAUAGACUUUCAUAUUUAAAAAAAAAAAAAAAAAUUAAAGGUUAUACAAAACAUAUAUUAUGUGAAAGAUUAAAUAUAGUAUUUAUAGUAUAUUCUGCUGAUAAAGAGUAAUUUAUAUUAUGCUGUAGAAUUAUUUUCUUCAUUGAUUUAAUGAAUCAGCAGGCAGUCAUAUAUUUUAGUCACAUUACCCACCCUUAUAUUUAUGAAAUUAAAUAAUUUUAUUAUUUAUUUUUCAAUUAAAUUUUCUUCACAUUUCAGCUAUUUAAAAUAUAUGCUCUAUUAGAUAUGUUUUUUCUUUUUAAGAUGACUAGUAAUAUAUAAUUAAAAUUGGAAAACAGGUUUAUUAAAAUUGUUACUAGCCUUUAAUUUUACUAAUGCUAAAAACAUGCUCAUGUUGAAAACAACUAGAAAAUUAUUUAAAUUGAUAUGUUAAUUUUUGUCAAUUUUUUCUGAAAAUGAAGAUUUAUGUGUACUGCAUAUAUUAUAUAUAUUUUCUCCAGUACUUUUAUAUGCUUUAAGUGGCUUCCUCUAAAUCAAAUUAGUUCACACUCAGGAUUUUAAUAUUUUUAUAGGCUGAUUGAAGUGAUUUUUAGUUGAAUUUCAAUAUUAACUUCACCGUGUUGUUGCAAGAGGGAUGUUUUUUAGAGUUUUAGGAUCUCUGUUUAUGCUGUAGUAUGUUCUUAUGUAUGCAUUUAACCAUCAACUUUGUACUUUGAUAUUUUAAUAUAAUUUUCAGUACCUAGUGAUGAAUUAUUAGUACUCUUAUAUAGAAGAAAUUGCUUGUAACUUUAUUCAAAUUUAAAAAAUAAUAUAUUUAUUUAUUUAAAUAAUACUGGGGCUUUUGAAUUAAGAUCUAUAUGAUGUCUAUACUACUUAUUAUUUCUUUUGUUGAAACAUAUUGAUUAGUAAACAUUUUUAAACAUUUUAUAUCAGGAGUCGGCAACCUGCGGCCCAUGUAGCGGUUUUAUGUGGCCCGCGAUUGCAAUUUAUAAUUAGUAUAAAAAUAUGGAAUAUCACAUUAUGUUAUUAUCAACUAACAGUUGUUAGUUUAUAAUAACUGUUACAUAGUGCCUCUUGGUUUAUACACCAAGAGGCACUAUGUAGCAAUGUUUUGGCUUGGAAAAAUAUCAUGGAUAAAAUUGUACCCACCAUAAAUUAUAUACGAAAAAUGGGUUAGCCCAUCGACAAUUCCAAAAGUUCUUAGAUGAAGUUGAAGCUGAAUAUGGUGAUGUUAUUUAUUUCACAGAAGUUUGUUGGUUAAGUAGGGGAGCAUCUUUAAAACAAUUUUUUACUCUCAAAGAGGAAAUAAAUAUAUUUAUGAAUGAAAAAAUUAUGCUUAAAACUGCUUUUCAUGAUGGCCACAACUUACUUUAGUUUUAUUGAAGUCUCUGUGAAACAAAAUUUAGUAAACUAUCCGCGUUUGGCAGCACUUUUAUUUGUGAGCAAACUUUCUCACUCAUGAAAUAUCAAAAAAGUAAAUAUACUUCCCGAUUAACGGAUCAUCACUUGAAUGAUGUUUGGAGAAUUUGUACAUCGAAAAUCAAACCUACAAUCAAUAAACUUGUCAAUGCUGUUCAAAUUCAAAAAUCACAUUAAUUUUUGCUUUUUUUUUUUGUAUUAUUAUUAAAACUCUGUUAUCACCUAUAUACCAUGUUAAAUUAAUAUAUGUACCAAACAGUGAUGAAACUUAAAUAAAUAAAAUUAAAUAUUGUUUAAAAUUUAAAAUGUAAAUAAAAUAAGGUGUAUGGCUCGUAAAAAUUGUUUUUAUUAUUUUUGGCCCUUGACACCAAAAAGGUUGCCGGCCCCUGUUUUAUAUUAUUAAUCUUUCAAUGAGAGCAUCGGUUAAAUAUUUGGCCCUUGGGUCUCUAAAUGUUUUAAUCCGGGCUUGGCCGGAAAAAGCGUUACUAGUGGCAAUUUUUGAUUAGAACUAGAUAAUUUAUAUCACUAUUCAAGAUAUAUUAAUUCAUGAUUUAUAUCAUAAUGAGAGCUUGAAUUAAUUUAAUACUACUAAUUAUGAAUUUACAUGAAAUACCUAUUAUCACUUGCCAGUAUAACCUAUUCUCUAUUUGUGGUCCCUUUAUAACUUAAACAUCAGAAUUAAUAAAUAAAUGUAUUAAAUAUAGUAAGGUUAAAUUAAUACAGUAAGUAAUUCAUUAAAAAUGAAGUACUGUACUGGUAAGGUAUUAGCUGGAGAAAUUUUUACUCAAGUAACAGAGUUCUGCUGAUCACUGGUCAUUUUUUUUUUUACAUAAUAUAGUAAUAAUUUAAAUUAAUCAUUGUUAUUUACCUAGUUGUAUAAUAUUUCAAAACAAUUAUUUUGUGCAUUAUGUUUAUGUAUUCUUAAUGUAUUCUAUACCUCGAGCAUUAGAACUUUUUGUUCAUACUCUUUUAAACAAAGCUGGGGACAUAACAUUGCAAAAAAAUGCACGGACCUUAACUCUUACCCAUUUGUAAGUAUUUUAAACAUUUUUGUAUACUUAAUAUAGUAAUAUUACACAUUUUUCCUUUCAGAAAACAAUGCAUCUAUUCAGACAGUCGACUUGAUUUUCUCAAAGAACUAAUGAAAAAUAUUCCUGACCUAAAUGAAGAAUUGAACACUGUAAGCAGCAUACCUCAACCACCUAUUGUGCUAAUGAAACAAUUUUCAAAUAGUGAGAGUGAAGAAGAAGAAGAAGAAGAAGAAGAAGAAGUGUAAGUUUUAGUUUAUAUUUUACUGGAGCCUAUGGUUUAUAAUUAUUUUAUUUUAUUUCUUAUGUUUUUUGAGUUCACAUUCAAUGAUUGAAUUAUAAGAAUAAAAAAAAUAUUUAUUAUUAUGUUCCCUUAGAAAAUCAAUAAUAAUAAUAGUUUAAAAAAUUAAUAAUGCUCACAAAUAGACCAUUGUGUUGUAGGUGUGUAGUAAGAAAGUUAGAAUAUACAGUGAAAUUAAAUUUAUCUACUGUGUACAAUUAUAAAACAUUGCCAGGGAAAAACCGAUUUUAAAUGGAAUAGUGUGUACUGUUUUUGCUAAGAUAACCCAAAAAUCAACUGAAAUGAUCAUUGUUAAUUUGUUAAAUUCUAUAUAAUUUUACACUUUUUUUAUAAAUAAUGUAUUACUGGUGAAAAUUUUUCUUCAGUUCAUGUAUUGCAUGAAAUUGGAGCAUUGUUACUAAGUACCAAAAAAAUAUUUUCCAAGAAUAAAAACAAACAUCUUAAACUAAAACUAAUACCUUCUUCCAUAUACUGAAAUUAAAACAAAUAUUAAUUUCUAAGAAUAAGUUAUUUUUAUACAUACUAAUUAUUCAAGUCAAAUAUCAUUCUGUUACAUUAGAAAAUAAAUCUAACUUUUUUAUAUUUAAUCUAAUCUAAUAUAUAUUUAAAAUCAUAGAUUUUAUAAUACAUUAUUUUACAUCAAUUUAAAUUUUUUUAAUAAAAUAAUAUUGAUAAAAAAAAAUCAAUUCAAAAUAUAAUGUAACAAAAAUAAAAAAAAAACAGUACUAACAUAACAUUAAUCAAAAAUAAAAUUCUGUUAAAACACUUGAACAACUUAAGAAGUCAGACCACUAAUGCUUGUCAUCAUUAAUUAAUGACUAUUCAAUUAAACUAUAAGAUAACAAUUAUCUGUAAUAUUGAAACAUGCAAACUAUGAUCUUAAUGUAAAAAUGCAUACAUAUUAAUAUGCUAAUUAAUUUUAUAUGAUUUAUGAUGGGUUUUAAAUGAUUAAAAUUAUUUUUUUUAGUUAAUUUUGUGAUUUGAGUUUUGGGUUGUGUGGAUUUAUUUGGGUUGAUUUGGGUAAAAAACUUAGCUUAUAGCUAUAAAUUAAACAUAUAUUUGAUGACAAACUACAUACUCAAAUUUUGGGUGACUAAAUACCUAAAAUAUUUACUUACCUACUCUUUAAUUAUUUACCCAUGGCACAUCACUACUGUUAUUGCAAACGCCUUAUUAGAUCAGAAGAAUAAUCUAUUAUUUUUUUAAGUUUUGUGGUAUUUUAUUAUAAAAAUUAAAACUGUAAAACAUUUUUUUAGUAAAAAUUUGAAAUUAAAAAAAAAAAGGAGAUUAUUCAUAAGAAUAUGUAAGUUGGUAAAUGCCCAGAUGCUGUUGAGCCAAUGACACAAACAUAUUAAAGUUACUUGAUUUACACUAUGAUUAAUUUACACUUACACAAUGAUUAUUUAAAUAACUUCAAAUAGUUUUUUUGUAAUUUAUUUCAAGACUAAUCAUAAAAUAAAUCAAUAAAAAUACUUACAGAAAAUUAUAUAUAUAUGGCUUCUUUGUGUAUAAUGUAUACAUAUUGUGAAUCAAAAUGUGUGGUAUUAUCAAAAAUUUAUCAAUCAAUAUUUAAAAUGUGUAAAUGUCCUCAUUAUUUUAAAGCCUGGUAAUUUUUUUUUUUUAAUUGCAGAUUUUCUAGUUAACUUCUCAAGAUUCAUAUAAAUUAAUCAAGUUACUGACACAAGUUAAAAAAGAAAUAAAUGUCAAGAGGAUUUUCAUAUUUGACAUAAACUGGGAAGUGAUUAAUCAAUUUUUUUUUUUCAUUCAAAGCAUUUAACUUAAAUUUUGUUAGGUGCUUUAAAAGCAAUACAUUUUUAUUCUUUAAAUUACUUUUAAGGUAUUAAAGUAAAUAUAAUUAUCAUAUUAACAAUAUUAUAAAUAAAUAUUUAUUAGUUAUUUAAACAAAGAGUUAUUUGUGUAACAUUAUGAACUUUAAAAAAGAAUUCUUUAAAUAUUUUUGUAGGUAAAAUUUAUUAUUUAUUUAAUUCUAAAUUUUUGGAUUUUAUAAAAUAUUUUAAAAUAAUGUUAUUAUGUUAUUUUGCACUUAAAGUCUUUAUUAAUUUUUAACAGGGUUACACAAGCAAUACAUGAACUGUGUGUAAAAUUUUUAAAUAAAUUUCUAAUUAAAAUAUUUGUGUUGUUAUUUUUUAGUGAGAUUAAUGUUGUUUUAAAUUCUGAGUGUAGAAAUGUAUGAAGAAUGUAUUGGUUUUACUAUGAUUUUUAUUUUAUAUGUUUUUUUUAUACCUGACAAAUUUCUACCAGAAAUCUUGCUUCAAUAUGUAAGUGUGGCAUCUUAUUUGAAAAAAAAAUUUGUCUAGAUGAUAUUUUUUGAUUUUCCCAGUAGUUUUCAUAAUAUCUUGGAAAACCAGGGUUAAAAAGUAAGAAAAACUGAAAAAAAUUACAAAAAUAAUGUUUCUAUUAUUUUCAGUUUUAUUUUCUGUUAUAAUUCAGUUAAAAAUAUCCGUAGACUUAAAAUUUUGAUGUAGGCAUAUUUACCUAUUUUGGAGUGGUAAAAUUGUCUACAUUUUUGAGUUAUUUAUAGACAUUUUAAUUUUGAAUAACUUGUAUGUAAUUUUUUAUUUAUCUACUCUGUAGAUAAAAUUAUUAGGCCUAACAGAAAUGCUUGAAAAUUAAACAGGGGUUCAUGAUAAAUUUUAUUUAGUGGUCAACAAAAAAGUAAUGGUGUUUAAUGUAUACCUAGUAUUUUUAAGAAUUUGAAUAACAAUUAUGAACUAAAAUCAUUAAUAUUAUGGUUUUUCAAAACAUAUUUUGUAUGUAAGUAUGUACCUAUAUAAUAUUUGAUGAACUACCUGAAAAACUAGGUGUUCAUAUAAAAACAAUAUAUUUGUAAAAUAGAUAGAUAAUAAAGAGUAUAAAUGGUAUAAAUAUGUUUGGGUCAUUUAUUGUUGUAGAAUACUAGGCCACCCCUGGUGUCUACUGAUUCUUUAGUAAAAAUAUGCAAGAAAAUUAAUUCUUUUACUCAGGUGUCAUCCAUCAGAUUAAGUACCCAACUGAUAAAAAUGGUAAACUGUAUCUACUUGAUUAGUGAUUUGAUAAAUAUUGUAUUUAUUAUUAAUUAUUCAUUUAAUGUUUAUUUUAUAAAAUACAAUGUUGAGUGAUUUUGUUAAAAGUUUAAAAAUAUAUUUUAGUAUAUAUAUGUUAUAUAUUUUGGUUUUACAAUAAUGUUUGUUUUUUUUUCUGUGAACAACUUUCCACCAACAAUUUUGUUCUGAUUUUCAAGUGUAGCAUUUUUCUGAAAGGAAAUUUAACUACGGUAGAACUUACUUUUUCAUUUUAUAAUAUUUACAUAUUGUUCUAGUUAUUUGUAUGUAUCAUUUUGUUAAUAACUCCAUGAACUAUCACCUAUCUGUGAACUACUUGUAUAGAUCAUACAAAUUACAGUAGAUCGCUUGUGGAUCGCUUUGAAUUUUAAUAGUCGCCUCUAUGUUAACUUUGUAUAGGUCUCCGCCUCCACCUACUGCAUCCUGUAUAUAAUAAUAUUACGUUCUCGAUCAAUAUGUACAUAUUGUACCUAUUAAUAUGUAUAUACGACUUAUAAUGUAUAUAAAACACGAUGUAUGUAUGUGUAUGUUACGAUUAACAUACAGGUACGAUUGUUGAUGAUUACUGAACAACGAAUUUAAAACCUAUUGGUUUUUUUUCCAGAUCAUUAAUCAAGCGGCGGAUACGUGGAUGUGAAAUGACAGAAACAAUCAAAACGCUGAUCGCGAACGGUGGAUGUGUGUGCGGAUCAUCGGGCUAUGCUUACAGAUGGCUAUUGUCACGUCCCGUGGAUGCCGACCCGCUGAGUGCGGCACGGUUGUUACUGUCGACUUGCCGCCGACAGGCCCACGCGUGCUGUCCGGCUGUUAGACGUGCCUGUUCGGCCUUGGUUUUUGACCCAGCGUGGGCCGACUACCUGCUGGAAAGCCUAUCGUCACCCGACCGUUACAUACGGUACUCAGCAUCACGCGCAGCUACCGAGACGGUCUGGUGUCAUGACGGGCCGUUGCAGGUCCGUCUGAUAGACGGUUUAGUGUUAGCUACGAUCACUGCCAUGCGUGUCCGGGAGACGUCACCAACAUCGGCCAUCGGAGUUAUCGCAUGUGUACUCGCGAAUGACAAAGAUUCCUGCAUCCGGAUACCAGCGGUUACCCGUACAUCUCGCUGUGCCGGACCAACGACUGAUCGAUCUGCCGCCGUCUCCUCGGAUCAUCACGAAAUCAAACGGCUGUUGUUGGACCGUCUGGAAGGCUGUUGGACGGAUUUGGUGACUGCCGUUAUAGACAAUGGAGAAAAUAACGACUGCAAAGACGAGAAUGAUAACAAUAUUGUCACACGGAUCGAGCUCAUACGGCUUUGGAAGUCCGUGUUGUCAUCGACGGAUCACAGUCGAUAUUAUACCGAUUUGCCAGCAUUAAUGGACCGACUAUUGUACCGGACGGAUACGGACCCGAAUGUGUGGCUCAACGCUGUACGGCUUUUAAGUGCCAGCCUGGUCCACCCCGAGAUGACUGACGAAUUGAUGGCGGUUGCCGAUGAGGUAGCCACCGGCAUCACCCGGCGGCGGCUUUUGUACUUUAUGUGCAAAACUUUGACAGGGCAUCAGGCCAAAGUCGUUCUGCAAGAGAUCGUGUUGCUGGCGAUGAGGUCACUGCGCGUGCUAGUCACCUUUGGUCGAGUAACGACCGACCAGACGGCCACGCUCGUUGUCGAUUGCCUGGACUCGUAUGUCAAGUCAUCCACGUUGUUUGCGGUCGACGUCCGGUUCUGUCGGUGGCUGGUCCGGCUGAUGUGCGAUCGGGAUGACGUAGUCGUCGAGUGUUUGGCGUGUACCUUAGCUAUCGUGGACGCAGCACCGGCCAUCCGUCCACUGUUCGAGCCGCUGGAGAGCUUUGCUGAGUUGCUCGCUUCCGUUUCUUUUGAACCAGACGUGCUUUUGGACUACUUGAUAUCCGAUGAAAACGAAUUUUUACCGUACUUGUUGAACAUGCUAAAAACUGCCGCCAGAGAUAUCGGACAAUUUUCCCAGUGCUGCGGCUCGGAUACCGAACGAGCCAUGGACCUGUUGAUCAGACUCCGGUUAAAGAUUUUGAAAUUGCACGAAAAGAACGUGUUCCCAUACAACAUCAUGCCCAUCGCAAAACUUAUCCACUGUUGUGAAAAAUUAUAUUCUCAAAUGCAAGAGGCGUAA